Messenger RNA from Cannabis sativa, 1384 nucleotides. Its product is annotated as peroxidase 24. Gene Ontology annotation, cellular component: plasmodesma; plant-type cell wall. Gene Ontology annotation, biological process: hydrogen peroxide catabolic process; response to oxidative stress. NCBI's taxonomy places the organism in Eukaryota, Viridiplantae, Streptophyta, Magnoliopsida, Rosales, Cannabaceae. Gene Ontology annotation, molecular function: heme binding; peroxidase activity. The record is from RefSeq and is a predicted model, not a curated record. The transcript is spliced from 4 exons. Bases 110 to 1129 code for a protein of 339 amino acids.
AAAACCAAUCAAACAUUUAUCUCUCUCUCUAAAGUGUUGUUUGAUCAUAUCAUUAUUAUUAUUAAUAAUUAGAGUUCAUACUUAUAAUUAAGUACUAAUAAGAAUUAAGAUGAAAAUGAGAGGUAAUAUUACUACUAUUCUUCUGCUUGUUUCUUUACUCGCAGUGGCUCUUAUUAGUAGCGUGGUUGGUCAAAAUAAUAACAAAAAAGGAGGAGGGCUUCAGGAUAACUUUUAUGGUAAAAGUUGCAAAUCACUUGAGAAAAUUGUACGUGAUAUUACAUCCAAAAAGGUUCAAGCUGAUCCAACCUUGGGUCCUAAGCUCCUAAGGCUACAUUAUCACGAUUGUUUCGUCAGGGGUUGUGAUGCAUCGAUAUUGAUCGAUCCAGUAAAUGGUAAUAACACAACAGAGAAGAAUGCACCUCCAAAUCGGUCUGUAGCUGGAUACGAAGUGAUUGAUGAAAUUAAAGAAACUCUUAAGACACAAUGCCCUAAAACUGAUGUUUCUUGUGCUGAUAUUCUUGCCUUAUCAGCUCGAGAUGCUGUCACUGCCUUAACAAACGAAAAGUCGCUAUGGAAGGUGUUCACAGGAAGGAGAGAUGGAAGAGUGAGCGUGGCCUCAGAGGCUUCAAGGGACUUGCCUUCCGGAGGAUCAAACAUCACUACUCUCCUUAAUCUCUUUGACAGAUUUGGUCUUGAUCGAACUGAUCUUGUUGCUUUAUCUGGUGCUCACACAAUUGGAGUGACACAUUGCCCAUUAGUGUUCCGGAGGCUGUACAACUUCACCGGUAAAGGAGACACAGACCCGGCACUGGACUCGAACUUCGCCGAGGACCUAAAGAAGAGAUGCCCACCGCCUGUUGCCGUAGGGGCGACCACAGUGGAUUUGGACAGCGGCAGCGCUCUGACCUUCGACAGUAAUUACUUCACUGGUCUUACCAAUAACCAUGGUGUGUUGACAUCUGACGCUGCACUUCUCAACGAUCCAGCCUCUGCCGCCCUCGUCAAAAAGUUCGGCAGCUUCAAAAAGUUCAAGGAAGCCUUUGCUAAAUCCAUGAUUAAAAUGGGCGCCAUUAAUGUUCUUACUGGUAAUGAUGGAGAGAUUAGGAAGAAUUGCCGAGUUAUUAACUAAUUAAUUAAUAUAUGUUUAUAUUUAUUUAAUGUUUUAGUAAUAAGUAAGAUAAUCUAUGUACGUACGUAUAAUAAUCACGUACACUAAUUAAACGAUUUUCUUCAAUGACUAAUUUAGUACGUAAUCUUUGUUAAUCUGAAAGUUGUUGAAUGUUUUAUAUCAUGUAUGUACUCGAUCGAAUCAGUCAUUUUCGAUCUGUUUUAAUUAUAAUAAGAUAUCAUUAAUUUGAUUUAUAUAUAUAUUAUUUAUACUUGC